GGAGUGAUGCUGGGAAGUGUGGGAAACUCCCCUCACAUUCCCAGGAUUGACUGGAAAAAAAAGUGUGAAUCUCACAAGGCCUCGCAUGCUCAUCAACCAGUCCGGACUACGACUGACCAUGUUCUUCAAUUACUGGUGCUUCGUCCUGAUCGUGUUGGAAUUGCUCUGUGUCACCACCCAGCAGGCAGGUGAGAGAAGGCAUUGCGCCUUCCAGGAGGCGUCACGGAAGACCCGGUUUCGAGUGGCGGGCAAUGUGAAUGGCUCAGUGCAUGUGUGCAACAAUACGCGCUGCUGCGUGGGUUACUACCUCAUGGUCGAAGGACAGCCGAGAGUCGACGUCCUCGCGUGCGAUUCAGUGGAAAAGUCUUGCCCGGAUGCAGUGUGUAAGGCGCAGCCCUGCUUAAACAACAAGAUGGUCAAGUGUGUGUGCAACACGGACAUGUGCAACCGCAACCUCACCUGGAGCGAGACGCCGCAUGAGCCUCAACCGUCCUCCAGAUCCGUUGGUAAAACUUGGGUCGUCAUUGUUGCCAUUGUGCCGGUGGUUUGCCUGGCCAUUGCGGCUGUACAAUGGAGACGUGUGUCACAACACAAAAAAAAUUCCCAAGCUUCCCUUCACGUUUCUCCUAGUCCCCAUCAAACAAUGCAGCUUGACGUGACUGAUGUUCAACUGCAGGAGAUGGUGGCACAGGGGAGUUUUGCCACGGUGUGGCGAGGAACAUACCAAGGGUCCACAGUGGCUGUGAAAGUCAUCCCAGCUACCUCCAAACAGGCUUUCGCCACUGAGAAGGAUGUGUACGAGCUCCCGUUGAUGAGGCACGCCGCCAUCAUCCACUUCCUCGGAGCUGGGAGAAGGUCAUGUGACGGUAGCUGGCUCCUCGUGCUGCAAAUGGCUGAAUAUGGCUCUCUGCACUCCUUUCUGAAUGCCAACGCCAGCAGCUGGCAAUUGUCACUCAAGUUGUGCCUGUCUCUAUCACAAGGACUCUCCUACCUCCACUUGGAUUUGCACACACAAGAUGGGCACAAACCAUCCGUGGCCCACGGAGACCUCAGCAGCUUUAAUGUGCUCGUCCGGGGAGAUUGCACCUGUGCCCUGUGUGAUUUUGGUAGCGCCACCAUCCUGUGCUCGCGCCAGCGCCAAGCAGAAGAGGCAAAGAGUCCAGCACUGACAGCAAGGACCCCAUGCUACAUGUCUCCCGAGAUCUUGGAGGGAUUCGUGGACCUCUCCGGCAGCUGGUGUUUGCACGGGGACGUUUAUGCUUUGGGUUUACUGCUGUGGGAGAUCUGCAUGCGCUGUUCUGACUUAUUUGAAGACGGCAUGGUGCCACAACAUUUCCUACCUUAUGAUCGUGAGUUGGAGGGCCAUCUAACCUGGGAGAACCUCAUUGUCCAUGUGUCCCACAUGAAAAAAAGACCCUCCAUACCCGUGCCUUGGCACCUGCUGAGACAAGGGCCAGCGCUGGAGGAUUUACUGAGAGAAUGCUGGGACAUGGACCCAGAUGCCCGGCUGACUGCUCAGUGUGUUGUGGACAGAUUAGUCGCCCUGCAUUCAUUGUUAGCAUAAUAUUGGUAUCACUGUGUGUUUUAGAGAGUUUUUCCCACAUUCGGUUUUUAUAAAUGUUUAGUUGUCUAGACGGUUUUUGUCUGGAAUAAUGCUACUUUUCGUCCAUGAACUUAAGUUAUAUAGUCCAAUUGCUACUUUUAUUGUGGGGAUGCUUUGCAAAGAGAAUCUUUUAUCACAUUUCACACAUCAGUCGCAUGACCGCACAGUCUUCAGGUUUCAGUGCCUCAUUUACAUGAAACAUGACAGUCACAACGUAGGAGACAACAGUUUGCUUGAAUUUGUUACUGUGUUUUGUAAAGCUACAAUUUAUUGUAUUAUUUGAAAUAUUGUUGCACAAUAUCUAAAGUUACACGUUCCUGUCUUAUAUUUUUAUCCAUUCCGGAGGUACUCAAUGCUUUUGACCAGAUGUUUGAUGUCAGGUGUGCUUUAUGAAUUGAGUACAAAUUCAGGUCGUAUGAAUAUUUUAACCCUUUAUGGGGCAUUAAUUGAACUCAGUAACUGCCAUUGACUGUGUUAGACGUCCAAUCCAUUUUGACUGGAAGGGGUGAAUGAAUUGAACAUUUGUUCAUUCACCACUCACACUUGAACAAUUAACACUUAAACAUGAGCAUUCACAGGCAGUCUCACUGUUUUAAAUUAAUUGGACCUCAAUAAAUAACAUGUAAUAAGUUGAAUACUAUGAGAGAGAGAAAAAAAAUCAAUUUUAAGAGUCUUACUUUGGGCCGUAACCAGUGUGGAUUUGUUUUUAUUCACUUGAGUUUUAUUUAUUUAUUUUUUAGGGUUAAGUACAAUUGUAUUAAUAAAAAAAUUAGGGCUGUCAAAAUCAUCGCGUUAACGGGCGGUAAUUAAUUUGUUAAAUUAAUCGCGUUAAAAUAUUUGUCGCAAUUAACACACAUGCCCCGCUCAAAGAGAUUAAAAUGACAGCACAGGGUCAUGUGCACUUGUUACUUUUUUGGAGUUUCGUCGCCCUCUGCUGGCGCUUGGGUGCAACUGAUUUUAUGACCAUGAGAAUUGUGUAAUUAUUGACAUCAACAACCUACUAGUUUAUUUUUUGAUUGAAAAUUUUACAAAUUUCAUUAAUAUGAAACAUUAAGAGGGGUUUUAAUAUAACAUUUCUAUAACAUCUACUAACAUUUAUCUUUUAAGAACUACAAGUCUUUCUAUCCAUGGAUCACUUUAACAGAAUGUUAAUGUUAAUGCCAUCUUGUUGAUUUAUAAAUAUAAUAAACAAAUAAAGUUCUUAUGUACAGUAUGUUGAAUGUAUAUAUAUCCGUCUUGUGUCUUAUCUUUCCAUUCAAACAAUAAUUUGCAGAAAAAUAUGGCAUAUUUUAUAGAUGGUUUGAACUGCGAUUAAUUACGAUUAAUUAAUUUUUAAGCUGUGAUUAACUCGAUUAAAAAUUUUAAUCGUUUGACAGCCCUAAAGAAAUAUAUAAAUCCUGAUUAAUCAUUUAAAAUAAUUAUAAUUUUGAAACAUUUUCGUGUUUCAUUAUUUCAUGUUCACCAACAUUUUCAUGUUGGUCAACAUGACAACUUGUUUUUAUGGGGAUUAAUCCUAUUUUAUGGUAAAUGACCAAAAAUAGUCACUCGCCCUAUAAAGGGUUAAUUAUUGUCAUGUGUUUUAUGUACACUUUGUUUCAACUGCACUUGUUUUUAUGGUCCUUUUAAAUAAAGUUGAAUUGUGUUACAAUUAUGUAAACUGCGAUUUAAAGAACCAUUUCUGCACCUCACUUGAGAAUCUUGCGCUUAAUUUGUUAUUAAAAAAACAAAAAGGUUGCCAUUAUUGAUCAGCGAGUUUGUUGUUAAACUUUUUAACUAGCUAGUUAGCUUGUAGAAAAAGAUGCUAGGUUUGUGCUUACUCUUUUUAAAGCAAUACAAGAUAACUUUUCAACCUUUAUGAAUCUUUUUCAUAACAUUUGUGAUAAUAUGUUGCCUGAAAACUAGUUGAAUGACACCUCUUUAAUAUCUUAGGGGGUCUGUAUCACUUUCACCAGGACUAAUUAACUACACAGGCACUGGAAACAGAAAUGUUGUUUAAUCCAUCUGCAGGCGACUGCAAAACUGAUUUUUUAUUGACUGAUGAUUUUACGACACUGCGGGUGUGCGCUGGUCCUCAUGGGAAACACAGUCUUCCUUAAAGUGCCUAUGACAGCAAAAAGCAUGUUUAUUUCAUAUUUCACUCGGUAUUUUUUGCUCCUGAAUGAAAUGGACCGCUUGGAUGUGUGUGGAAUCGAUCGAUUAAUUUAUUCAAUUUUUCUAAUCCCGCGCCAUGAAAAUAGGUGACGUCCUGGAUUGAGGAAGAAUGUGAAUGUGACGUCAGCCGGGUCACUAUCUCACAAUACAGCCAUUUCUAUAUAGCAUGCAGAUGGACUGUGGAUUAAGCUGAUUUUGCGGAUUAAUUCUUUGCAUCACGCCAGCCCACUGUGCUGCAGGCUUUUGUUGCUACACCAGGGAGAGGCGUAAGCCUUUUUGGGUUACAAAAUGUUCCCGUUCACCGCGGGUAAUGGCCAAAACAAGUUCGACAACUGUGGGACCAUUGGACCGACAAGGAAGUGAGUAAACUACGUGUUUUGUAUUAUGUCAAAUACUGGGAUCAUGGCACACGUUUUAAUGAGGUUGGUUUCCAUUUUGUGGGUGACAAUGCUCCUUGUCCACCGAGAAGGCCACUCGGCCAACGACCGGCGACUUGUCACACACCAUGGUCACUUCCACCCCCUCGGUCCUCUUCGUGUGGCUGCCAAUAGAUCACUAUCCUCGGCUUGGCCAUGAGCCGACGUCGGCCGGUUUGCCCACCGAGAAUGGGCUAUUUUCAGCGUUCAUUCCCGGCGACGAGCACUGGCAUCCCGCAGCAGAACAACGAGCUGAAACUUGCUCGCCGCCGGGGGCUGAAGACAAUCAACCGUGUGUGAUAUGAGUCGGGUUAGUUUUGUGUAUUUCUUCGUAUUCGAAAGGCGAGAAUAAGACUUGGAAAAGCUGCUCGGUUCGGGUAAGCAUGUCGGCUAGCUGUCACGGCUCCUGUUUUGUUUACGCUCUUUCCUCCGUAUCUGCAGCCAGGACAGGGAAAUGACAAAAGCAGGACUAACGCCGGUGGCAGAAAAUACCAUUCGGGAGAGAAAGAAAUCAGCAGUUUUGACCAUUAUGAAGUAAUUUUGCCCUGUCGUACUGAAUAAAUGCGUUUUUAAUAUUUCAUAUUCCAUUUAGCACAUCACUGUUAUUUGUCAUGACCAUACCAUUUAUUUUGCAAUUGGGGAAAAUACUUGGAUUAAAAAAAUAUCCUGUAAAAAUAUUGGAGUAGAGAGAUUAAAACAAUCAUGACAUUGUGCUACUCUUUGUCAUAUUUUCCUCUGUCUGAAUCUUCGCCUUCAAUGCGCUGAAUUCUAAAUCAGAUGAAAUCAUGACCCUGCCGACGUCAUCAUCAAGCUGGGGACGCUAGAGCGUUAUAAUGACAGGCGGGGCUAAACGGCAGAUUUAAAGACUAAUUUCUCAUCAUCUGUGCUUUGCCAAAUUGUUGUAAUUCUAAUUCACAUAAUAAUGCUAUUUAAGAUUUUUUUUAUGCUGCCACAGGCACUUUAAGGCAAAACACUACCGCUUUUGUCCACCGGCGUCGCUAAAAUACCAAAACUGAAAAACUAACAAGUGUUUCUUUCACGUGAUUUUCCAAUUAAAAUUCAU
Messenger RNA from Corythoichthys intestinalis (scribbled pipefish), 5233 nucleotides. RefSeq names its product anti-Muellerian hormone type-2 receptor-like. Gene Ontology annotation, molecular function: transforming growth factor beta receptor activity; ATP binding. The transcript is spliced from 11 exons. The record is from RefSeq and is a predicted model, not a curated record. Gene Ontology annotation, cellular component: signaling receptor complex; plasma membrane. NCBI's taxonomy places the organism in Eukaryota, Metazoa, Chordata, Actinopteri, Syngnathiformes, Syngnathidae. Gene Ontology annotation, biological process: cellular response to growth factor stimulus; protein phosphorylation; BMP signaling pathway. The coding region runs from base 86 to 1564 and encodes 492 amino acids.